Molecule: messenger RNA, 1802 nt
Organism: Amoebophrya sp. A120
Lineage: Eukaryota; Dinophyceae; Syndiniales; Amoebophryaceae
Source: the annotation of a GenBank genome assembly
UGUAUGCAAUAGUUCUGAACGUACUUUUCGAGCGCCAAGCAGGAAUUAAAAUUCUGCAGUUUUCGUUAAGUCAGAAAAAGGCGAUCCUGGUGAAAGUAGAUGUUGCAGUGAACUGAAAAUCUUGUGCAAAUCAGAAUGUACAGGCAUUCAGCUCUUGGCGAAGCUUUUGUGAAAUUUUUGUAAAACGGAAACCGAAUCGGAACAAAUCAAAUCUGCUCGUCGGAGUACAUACAGAAUUCGAAAUAAUUGACCACUAUUUUAUAUAUCGGCACUACCGUGAAAUCCAAAUCAUGGACGGAACUGCAGGAUCCAGUAACGGGCAUGCUUCCCUGAAGCGGGAACGCAGUGAGGCUGAGGAUGUGGACGUGAUCUUCGUGACGGGCAACCAGAGCAAAGUAAAUGAGGUGAAUCGAUAUUUUGAGGAGCUGGAGCAGAACGAUGGUCCAGCUGCUGGUGACAAAAAAAAGAACAAGAAGAUCAACAUUCGUGCCGUGAAGUUGGAUUUGCCGGAGCUGCAGGGCGAGCCUGAGGAUAUCAGCGCAGAAAAGUGUUUGCAAGCGUAUCGUGAAUACUGGUCCUCCCUGGAGAAGACAGCACCGGGUGAGAAUAAAGCCAAAGACUUUGUCAUCUUUACCGAAGACACCUCGUUAUGUUUUAACGCCCUGAACUACGAUAAACAAACCAACUCCGCUUCCGCCUGGUUUCUUUUGUAAGGCUGCGAGGAGAAGCUGAAGCAGAAUAUUUGCAUGUGUAUUUUGCUAUGUAUGAAUGCAGCUACGUGACGGUUGCAUCGAGAUUGAUAUGCAACUUUUCAUUAUGUCAUGUCGUGCGGUCGAGUCAUACUGAUCGAGAUCCAUGAUCAUGUUGAACAACUUGUUCCACCGAAGCGGCCAACGUUUCAAAAAGAACUCGGUCUGCUUCAGCACCUGAUGCGACUGAAGGGGUGGAGGGGGAGUUGUGACGCUCGAUACGCAUGGGCUGCCGGGGCCUUACGUGAAAUGGUUCUUGGAGAAGACGGGCUGCGAGGGUCUCAACAACCUGCUGGCCGCCUACGAAGACAAAACGGGCUUUGCCCAGACCAUAUUUGCCUGUUGCGGCACCCUGUCUUGCUUUCAGGAAAACAAGGCCGGAAACGACGGCCCGCAAGUCCGGACGUUUGUGGGACAGACACACGGACAGAUUGUGCCCGCGCGUGGAGAUCCAAAUUUUGGAGGGAAGGGCAAGGGCUGGGAUCCGGUUUUCCUCCCUGACGACUCCGCGGAGCGCCACACCUAUGCGGAAAUGUCGCCCUCCGCGAAAAACAAAAUUUCCCAUCGUUCCCGCUCCUUGGCUAAGCUUCACAAGUUUCUUCUGGAAAUCUUGUAAAAACAGAUUGACAGCUUCUGCUAGAUGUUGGAGUGAGAGCUAAUGGAUAAUAAAUACUGCGGCUAUCCCGGAGGUCGAGGUGGUUUGGGGAAGACUUGAACGAAAUGUACUGGCGGCCGUAAAGGAGUACUUACACACAAAGAAACGCGGAAUCGCAAUAAAACUUUUGUUUCCAAUGAUUUUCGUACAAGAUAAUCGGCAAAGAGUUUUUGCCACAGAAAUGCAUCACAUACCAAUCUUCGCAAUUGCGUCACUGUUGAUGACGUGAAUAUAUCCCAGAGACUGCGCAUAAAGUUUUAGCCCAGGAAUACAGUCAAUAAGUUCCUCGUUAGGAUUUGAUUAUGUCGUUCCAGGCACUACUUCGUGGGAGACGAAGCCAUGCCUGCGUGUUCAUAUGAAAUUGCUCGUGGUAUGACGGGACCACGUCGAAAUCAGCG